This is a messenger RNA of Porites evermanni, 2322 nucleotides long. The record is from the annotation of a GenBank genome assembly. NCBI's taxonomy places the organism in Eukaryota, Metazoa, Cnidaria, Anthozoa, Scleractinia, Poritidae.
AUGGAGACUUUAACAGCCCAUUUUGGCCGCUUGUGUGCAAUUGCAAGUUUAGUUUUCGUUGGUUCGUUUGCUUCGUUUACAUAUCAGCAAAUCGACAAAUACAGUGGCAUAAAUCAUGGAACUUGGAAAGACGGAGAUAUAAUGUUGAAGGGUCUCUUCCCGUUAACAUUUCAAGAUGGAGGAAAGUGCGACCGUUUGGAUUCCACGGGGACCACUUGGAUGAUGGCCAUGAUAUACGCAGUUGAUAAAAUUAACAAUGUGUCUUCGCUUUUACCAAACAAAACAAUUGGUUACGAGAUCGAAGAUACUUGUCAGAGCAUUCCUAAAACGAUGAGUUUCGCCCUUGAGAUCGUCUCGAAAUAUCGACCCAAUUCGGUUUGCAGGUCGCUAGAAGACUGUUGCCGCCUUGAUACUAAUCACUUCGAACAUAAACGAAUAUCAGCAGUUAUCGGCCCGGCUUCCUCGUGGAUAUCAAUACCUGUGGCAAGGUUACUGGGUCUGUAUGGCAUCCCUCAGAUCAGCUAUGCCUCAACCAGCAGAAUUCUGGCUGACCAAACGCGUUAUGGCUCGUUUUUGCGAACUGUUCCCUCGGAUCAGUUCCAAGCUCAGGCUAUGGCGGAGUUAGUCCAUUACUUUCAAUGGAACUAUGUGUUCUUGAUUGCCAGCGACGAUGACUAUGGAAAAAUGGGAGCUGCGGCUUUCAAAACGGCAGCCAAGAAUUUGAGUGUGUGCAUUGCCAAUGACGAAUUUGUCUCAUUUGGCUCUCCCAACGCAGAUAGACAAAUUGAGGAUACGAUGCUUAAAUUGAAAAGUGCUGAAAGAGCAGAAGUUGUGAUUGUAUUUAGUUAUCUCGAACAAGGAGAGAUGUUGUUGAAAAAAGCGGAGCAAUUUGAGAUAACUGAUCGUACUUGGGUGGCAAGUGAUGGGUGGAAUUCGGUGAGUUCCGAAAUAGAAAAGCUUAAUAUCAGUAAGAACACUUUGAAAGGAUUAUUGAGUUUUUCAAUAAGAUCCAAGCCGGUGACUGACUUUGAUCACUUUUUGAGAAGUACAUCUGUUCAAAAGGCAUGGAAUAAUUCGUGGUUUACAAAACUCUUGGAGGAAACCUUGAAAUGCCAAGCGUCCCAAAACAAUCGAGACCUAAAAUCAGAUGUGUCACCUUCCAGAAAACUCUGCGAUCCUGGUGCCACUCUUCCUGCGGAUCAUGAGAUUCCCACUGAUUUUGUGGCCAAUGUCAUCGAUGCUGUAUACGUUGUUGCCCACGCAGUUCACAAUAUUUUGACUUGUAAUCAAACACGGUGUCCGAAUAUAAGCUUACCGAUUUUGCCGGAAACGCUAUUCGAUUUUGCGUCAAAAGUUGAUUUUUCAGGUGUUGACUACACAAAGGUCAAAUUUGAUAAAAACGGUGAGCGCACGAACAGCGACUAUGUGAUAAGGAAUCUACAUCUCAGCAGUAAAAAUCGUCUUCAGUUUAUUGACGUUGGCCACUGGAGAAAAUAUGGCGACGAAACGCGCUUUACUGUCAAUCAAAGUCUGAUCCAGUGGAACAAGGGAAAGAAGCCAGUAUCUACUUGUUUCCGUGAAUGCCAGCCAGGCGAAAAGGUGGUUGGCCAAUCAGAAUGCUGCUGGCACUGUCAAAAGUGUGACAAGGGACAAGUCAGCUUUACCUCUGGCUCUUUAAAUUGCAUCGCCUGCAAUGAAACUCACUAUGCAAACGCUAAAAGGACACAGUGUAUCUUUCGUGAAAUAGUUUAUCUGAAAGUUUCUGACCCCGCUGGAAUAGCCAUACUGACCUUGAGUUGCCUGGUCAUACUUGUCCUGACUUCUGUGGCUGUUAUAUUUGUCCGUGAACGGAGAACACCAGUAGUUAUGGAUUCAAGUCCAUAUCUACUGAUCUUAUUUUUUAUCACUCUGUUGUUGUCUUCGAUUCUGACUAUCAUCCAUGUAGGUUGUAAGCCAACCGACGCCUCCUGCACAUCAACUAGCAUUCUUUUAGUUUUGGUGUUUCUUUUUUACUCCGCCUUCUUUCUCACUAAAACAAAAUCAGCAACCCAGUUUCUUAAAUCAGCGGUUUCUCGUCUUAGAGACAUGCACAUUUCCCAUUUACAGCUACUAGGGGUUGGAGUACUUCUCCUCGUACAGUCUAUUCUGAUAAUCGCAUGGCAAGCAACAUCGAUUUCAAUUGCACGUUUUCAGAAUCAGGAAGACAACACGCGUCUCCUCGAGUGUUAUGAGAGCUUUUCUGCCGCUCACAUCAUAGGUAUUUGUUAUCCAAUUGUUGUGCUUGUAGUUGCAACAGUACUUGCCUACCGCGAGCGACAUUUG